Topomyia yanbarensis is the source of this 1264-nucleotide messenger RNA. RefSeq lists its product as uncharacterized. The coding region runs from base 91 to 1185 and encodes 364 amino acids. Gene Ontology annotation, molecular function: oxidoreductase activity; FMN binding. Lineage: Eukaryota; Metazoa; Arthropoda; Insecta; Diptera; Culicidae. The record is from RefSeq and is a predicted model, not a curated record. The transcript is spliced from 3 exons.
UUCUCUACACCAUCUUCACAAGCUGUAGCAGUUCAUUCAGUCUUUGAAUGUCCAUUCUACGCGUUUAGUUCGAAUAAUUUUCCAUCCUAAAUGGCACUAGUUUCGCUGCGAGAUUACGAAAAACGUGCGGCCGAAAUAAUUCCACGACAUGCGCUGGAUUACUAUCGGAGCGGGGCCGGAGAUGAGCUGUCACUCCGGCUAAAUCGAAUCUGCUUCGACCGUCUACGUAUACGGCCUCGGGUGCUGAAAAGUGGGGCCAAACGAGACAUGACGGUGCGACUUUUCGGGGACGAGUAUUCGAUGCCGGUUGGAAUUUCCCCGACAGCAAUGCAGCGAAUGGCCCACCAUGAUGGAGAAGUGGCCAAUGCCAAGGCUGCUGCCAGUCGAGGCGUCGGGUUCACUCUCAGCACCAUUUCUACUAGCUCGAUUGAAGAGGUUGCUGCUGGGACACCGAAAUCACCCAAGUGGUUUCAGCUUUACAUCUACAAGGAUCGUAAGAUUACGGAAAGCUUGGUUCGCAGAGCUGAAAAAGCAGGUUUUAGGACAAUUGUGCUGACCGUGGAUGCUCCGAUGUUUGGCCUACGUCGACCGGAUAUGCGUAAUAAGUUUUCGCUUCCUCCACACUUGAUAUUGGCCAACUUCGAGGGACAACAAGCAACCGGUGUUCAGAGUCAGGGUGGAUCUGGAAUCAACGAAUAUAUUUACGAACAAUUAGAUCCAACACUGUGUUGGAAUGACGUCAAGUGGUUACUCAACUUCACUAAACUGCCAGUAAUUGUCAAAGGAAUUCUCACCAAGGAAGAUGCAAUAAUUGCCGCUGAUUUGGGUGUUCAAGGUAUUUGGGUGUCUAACCAUGGGGCAAGACAGUUAGAUUCUGUUCCGGCGUCGAUUGAAGCCCUUCCGGAAGUUGUGGCCGCAGUGGGCGACAGAACCACAAUUUUACUUGAUGGUGGUGUAACGGAGGGUACCGAUGUUUUUAAAGCGAUCGCACUCGGUGCCAAAAUGGUGCUUUUCGGAAGGCCUGCCCUUUGGGGCCUGGCAAACAAUGGUCAACAGGGUGUUGAAAGUGUUCUGGAUAUUUUGAGAAAAGAAUUAGACCUAGCAAUGGCGUUUGCAGGAUGUCAAAGUGUGGCCGACAUCAGCAAGGAACACGUAGUACAUGAAUCAUUUUACGCUAAACUAUAAACUAUGGCUUGGGAAAAUAAUGUGAACCUUGCUGACAGUAAAUAUGUUACGCAAUAAAAUUGAUUUGAUUUUUCUUUCA